Messenger RNA from Closterium sp. NIES-67, 3260 nucleotides. Lineage: Eukaryota; Viridiplantae; Streptophyta; Zygnematophyceae; Desmidiales; Closteriaceae. The record is from the annotation of a GenBank genome assembly.
CCCACCGACACUUUUUUUCCCUCCCAGUCUCAACCAACCCUAGCCAUGGCAGCUCUUCAGUAGUCAAUCUCCUCGUCGCCUGAUCUGUUGAGUUCGCUUGCCCACGCCGACGGUUAGGGUUUCCGACAGCGCAUGGGAUGGACGUCAUAAACGGCAGUUUUAAGGGCGUAGUUAAGAGCCUCGGUCGCAUUGGCAAGCAGAGAGAUCGUGACGAUGACGACGACGCGCAUCCACUGGAGAUCGGCGAGCCAACCGAUGUGAAGCACGUGGCGCACGUCACGUUCGACCGCUUCAAGGGCUUCCUGGGCCUCCCCGAAGACAUCGAGGGCGAGCUGCCGUGCCGCGCGCCCAGCGCCGGGCGGUCCGUGUUCGGCGUGCAGCCAGAGCUGCUGCAGUGCUCGCAGGACGAGUUCGGCAACAGCGUGCCCAACAUUCUGCUGCAGCUGCAGGCGCUGCUAUACGUCAAAAAGGGCCUCCAGACGGAGGGCAUAUUCCGCGUGGCGGCGGAGAACGACCACGAGGACGAGAUCCGCGAUCAGGUCAACAUGGGGCUCGUGCCGCAGAGCAUCAACGUGCACGCGCUGGCAGGGCUCAUCAAAGCGUGGUUCCGCGAGCUACCCCAAGGCCUGUUAGACAGCCUGCCAGUGGAGGUGGUGGCGGCGUGUGAGACGGAGGAGCAGAUGGUGGCGCUGGUGGAGGGGCUGCCGGAGACGCAGAGCAUGCUGCUGGACUGGGUGGUGGGGCUCAUGGCGGACGUGGUGCAGUUCGAGGAGCGCAACAAGAUGAACGCGCGGAACAUCGCCAUGGUGUUCGCACCCAACAUGACGCAGGUACUAGACCCCAUAAUGGGGCUAAGGCACGCCGUGAAGGUGAUGGACCUGCUGCGGGUGCUGAUCGAGCGCAAGCAGCAGGAUCCCCUGAGGGAAGGCGGCAGUGCGGCGCUUAAAGCCUUUGUGUACUGCACGCAGCCGCCCACCAUCGAGAUCUUUGAGGAGCCACGUCAGCGCAGUACAGGGCGAGGGGCGGGCGGGGAGGUGGCGCAGUUGGAUACGAGGGGAGGGGAGGGUGACGAGGUGGUUAUGGAUGACGGGGAGGAGGCUGGGGCACAGGGAGAGGAAGCGCGAGGGCACACGGCAGGCCAGGUGAAUGGGGGCGAAGAGAGACGGGAAGGAGAAGGGGCAGGCGAGGCAAGGGACAUGGCCACAGUAGCAGUCGAGGCAGGGGACACUGCUCUAAUCCCAGGCAGGACCAGCAGUGGCAGCCGCUUUGACGCCUCCAGUAGCUCCCAGCCAGGCUGGUCGCCCCUGGGCAGUCAAUUCAGUCAAGCAAGUCAAGCGAGUCCAGCCUCACAGGACGAGAGCCCCUCAGCCCGGCAGGCUCCGCUCUCACAGGGCGACAGUCUGAGCCUCUCCCACCUCCCCAGGAUCGCCAGUGACAGCCCCGUGCACCCCAGCAGCGGGAUCCCCGGCACAGUAGACGCCAAGGAGCUCAGCCGCAGGGUGGCCAGCGGCCCUCUGCAGGUGUCAGCAGCAGCGGCGGAGCGGUGGAGGCGGAGGAGAGACCCCAAGCCCACAGCGCACCAUGCGAGAAUGGCGUCUCAAGAUGGCCCUUCCGUGAGGGACGGCCUGCCGUCCCCGGGGUUCUUUCGCAGCAGCGGCAAGAACGCGCCGCAGUCGGAUCCCACUGCCAAGGAGCGCCGCGCGUCCCGCAUUGGUGUGCCCUCCAAGAUGUUCUUCCGCCGGAAUUUGUCCGAGGGAGGUGCGGCGUUUGGCCGCGACUGGGAGGCGGAGCGGCAGAAAAUCGCGGCAGAGGAAGCGGGAGCAGGGGGGGGGGUUGCUGGUGGUGGGAGGGGGGGGUUGGAUGGGAGGGAUGUGGCGGAAGGGAGGGAGGCAGAGGGGGAGGGGGAGGUUGGGGAGAUGGAGUUGAGAGGCGGGGAGGAGGGUGUAGGGUCGGGUGUGGAAGGCCAAGGGAGGCCUGGGCUGUCGAAUGCGAGGGGUGCAAAGAAGCUACUGCAGAAGUUUGGGACGGGGCUGAAGGUUGUAACAGGUAGCGGGGGACCUUCUAGUGGGGAUGCUCCGUCUCCCCGGGGGCAGAUGCGGAGGUCUCUAAGCUCCAAGGGGUCGGGGUUAGGCCCAGCUGCCGAUAAGCUAUCAGCAGCGGCUGCUGCUGUGUCAACAGGAGGGGUUCCGCCCGUCCCAGAUCGGCCUUCCCGGGUUCUACCUCCCACGCCCCGCCUGCCAAACAUGCUUGAGAAGCCGGCAAGGAAUGUGGAAAGGGCCACGAGGGGGGUGGGGAAGCUCGCAAGAAGCUUCUCGGGGAAUAUUGACGGGCACUGGGGUACUAUCAAACGGGAGGUGGGGGCGGCGGUGCGCAGUGGGAUGAAGGGGCGGAGUAGUUUGUCUGUUAAUGUGGUGAGCCCGGUUGCGUCUGCACCGAUUGCAACUGGUUUGGCAGGGGUGGGAGGGCCAGUGGCGAAGAGAAGUGAUGGGGAGGGGGCAGAAAGACCAUGGGAGGACAGAGGGCAGGCUGGGGAGGGGCGGGCGAGCCUAGAUGGGUUUAUGGAGCAUGGGGCUGAGGCUAUGGUAGGUUCGGUAGAUACCGUAAUGGAUGUCGGGUUUAAGGAGAUGGAUGGGGGACAGUGGGGAGGGGGUACGGCGACUAAUACGGGAGGAGAGGUGGCAGUUGAUAUGGGUGGAGGAGAGAUGGCAGUUGAUAUGGGUGGAGGAGAGAUGGCAGCUGAUAUGGGCGGAGGACAUACUAUGGCGGUUGAUUUUGUCAUCUGCACAACCCCUGGAGGGAGGGAGGAGCGAGGGCGGGGUGAGGAUGUGAUGAUGGAGGGAGCUGAAGAGGGCAGCAUGAAGCAGGGGGGCGAUGAUGGCAGUGGGGAUGGCAGGAUAGGGUGUUGGGAAGGAGAGAGUGGUGAGUCUGAUUUGAGCUUUGGCGAUGUAGGAACAUGGUGAGGAAUCGUGCAGGGUACCUCUACCUGCAACGUGGAGCAUGCGUUGGAUUCAUGCUCUUGCUAGUAGGGUAGUACAUGGAGAAUAGGAGUGUAGGCGGCAAACCUGCUCUGUGGUGACAAGGAUAGGUCCAUGUUCGGUGGGUCAUAGGCGAAAAUUUGCUAAGUGAAGCAGCCGGAAAGUGGUAUCAAGAGCACAGCGGAAUGGUUGAGAUCAUCGUCUGUGCUACACCUGUGGAAAUCUUGAGGUUGGUUGUCAAUACUUGAAUACCAUUUCCAUAUCAAUAGUUAUGAGAUCAAGUAU